Magallana angulata is the source of this 1330-nucleotide messenger RNA. RefSeq names its product glyoxylate/hydroxypyruvate reductase A-like. Gene Ontology annotation, molecular function: NAD binding. NCBI's taxonomy places the organism in Eukaryota, Metazoa, Mollusca, Bivalvia, Ostreida, Ostreidae. The coding region runs from base 41 to 1012 and encodes 323 amino acids. The record is from RefSeq and is a predicted model, not a curated record. The transcript is spliced from 10 exons.
GAUUUGCGCAUUCUGACCGAAUUUUCAGCGGACCGGCUAAAUGACGACAAAACUUCCGGUGGUUUGUGUUUCGAGUCUCGUGCCGCGACUCGCUGCCGUCGUCCGUCAGUUGCUUCCGGCGGCAGAAAUCCUGGAAGCAACCCCGGGUGAGGAUGGCAGAUCUCGAAUUCCUGCUAACACAGAAAUAUUGUUCGGUGAUACCCCGACUAUUAUUACUUGUAUAAAAGACGGCCAUAUUAAUCUGCAAUGGGCACAAAGCACCUGGGCAGGCGUUGAAGCGCUUUUUAGAGCCUUUCCAACGCCUCCGGAAGGGGUGUCCAUUACACGCAUGGGUGACGGGUUUGGUCGCUUGAUGGCAGAGUAUGUCGUCGGCAAUAUCUUAUCCAGGGAGCUCUCUGUUGUGAAAUUCAGCCAGCAACAGCAGAAUAACAUGUGGGACAAAAGCCCUGCAGAGGACAGACGGAUGCUGACCUCAAUAACCCUUGGUGUCCUGGGGGUCGGAUCCAUCAGUACAGAAAUUGCCCGGUUGAGUCGGGCUGUCGGAAUGACAGUGUGGGGACUAUGUAGAGCGAAAAAACAGUCCAGGCCGGAAUUUAAUCGUCUGACAACGGUCGGUAACCUGUGCGAGUUCCUGGCGGGGUGUGACUACAUCUGUAACGUUCUCCCCAGUACGACAGAGACCCAGGACUUACUGUCGGGAGACGCUCUAUCAUGCUGCAAGUCCAAGAGUCCGGUUUUCAUCAAUGUCGGACGUGGAGGCAUCAUCAGCGAGGAAUCACUACUUGCUGCUCUCGAGAAUGGUUGGUUACGUGGUGCGGUGUUGGAUGUGUUUAAAGAGGAGCCACUUCCGGUAAAUAGCCCCUUAUGGUCACACCCAAAAGUGACGGUUACUCCCCACAUAUCUGGCCCAAGUGUGGCAGAAAACAUUGCUGAAGUGUUCGUUCGGAAUUACGAGAAAUACGUCAACAACCAGAGCUUAGAUCACGUGGUGAAUUGGGAAAAAGGCUAUUGAACGUUUUUGUCUAUUGUUAUUGAUUUUUGUACAAGAAAUAGAUAAAGACCUACAUGUAGCAUAUGUUGUAAACAUACAAUAAAUUACACAAUUCAGAAAUUAAUUGAAACAUUUAUCAAUAAAUUGAUUGAAGCAUUAAUCUUUUACGAAAUUUACGUUUACUCAUGUUAUAUAAUUAAUCAAAUCCAGUGUCUUUGUGUUUUCGGGAAAUUACCUUUAAUAUUAUUAUGUAUACUCAGUAAUUGUAAAUGCUUUUAAGAAAAAAUAACAGUUACAUUACAGAUUCAUUGUUCAAAUAUUCAUUUACAUUUGCCAAAA